Molecule: messenger RNA, 3084 nt
Organism: Klebsormidium nitens
Lineage: Eukaryota; Viridiplantae; Streptophyta; Klebsormidiophyceae; Klebsormidiales; Klebsormidiaceae
Source: the annotation of a GenBank genome assembly
CUAGGAUGACGUCAAACUGGGCGCCAUGCCCAGCAUUGCCAUGAGCAUAUCUCGCACAGCGUUUGGAGGACGAAAGGCGCAAUGCAUGCCAUAACUGCCGCAGUGCACGUCUUUCACCUGCUUCAUUCUUAUCGCACUAGGCUGAGUUUUGAAGGAAAGUGAAGGUUGAAACCAGGACAGGCAAACGACCAGCACAGCGUUCUGCGGAGAGAAUCAGGCUUCUCAUAGUGAACUUGUAGGGAUGGCUUCAUCAAGGGUUUCUUCGUCCUUCCCAGUGACCAAGGAAGGGCAAUUGUACGUCGUACGGGAGGCAGGGACUCUCAGUCUGCGGCGCUUUAAAUGCAAAGGCCGCUACUUUGUCCUUAGAGGCAAGUUUGCCUACAUCUACAAGAAGGCACCCAAGGCGGAAUCUGAUGCAAAGGAGAACGUACGGCGAGGUUACAUGGGGCCUCACGUCCGCCUGGCCGAGGCCGGGCGCAUAAUGGCGGGGGGGAACCCCCUGUAUAUAUUCAAGAUCUACUCGGCAAUUGACCACAAGAAGGAGCUGACAAUUGGGGCGCUCACUCCUGAAGCCGUGCAUGAAUGGAUGAGCGCGCUGCAGUCCGCUAUUGACUCGGUGGGCCCAGUGCGGCUGGUCCACUCCACUAGAGUGAGCACUGCGGCCCCUGUUGUGGAGGACAGCUUAACCCCCCGGAAUAUAGCUCGGUUUUCCGAACCGGGCCCCCGCGCAGGGAAUGGAGUGAGCCCACGGAGGGUGGAGAGAGCUGAGGAGGGGCGCUCACAGGAGAUGGAGUUGGUUGAGAGCGAGUCUCCGGUCGGAAAAGCGCCUGCAAUGCUGAGAAAGCACACGCGCAGGAAGGACAGCUACGGAAGAGGCAUUCCUGAGUACUUCAAAGACUGGACGGAGUCGGAGAUUGCGCAUGCGGGCCACGGAGAAAUCCUUGACGCCAUGGAGCGGGAGUCGGAGGCAGCGUCCGGAAUGUCCUGGCGGCUCAUCCGGUGUAGCAACGGCCUCCGGUUCUUCGAACAGAUACACGACUCCGAGGACGAGAACAACACCCGGACGGUCAAGUCCAUCGGCAUCGUGGAUGCUCCUGCGGACAAAGUGUUUGCUCUCGUAAUGAGCAUGGGGAAGCUGCGGCUCGAGUGGGACGCGGUGGUCAAGGAAGGCAAGGUCGUGGAGGAGAUUGACGGCCACACUGACGUCAUCUACAAGAAGCUGCGGAAGGACUGGCACCGGGGCCUGGCACGCAGCAGGGAUCUGCUCAUUUCGCGCUACUGGCGGCGGACGGAGGACGGCAGAUACGAGAUUCUGUACUUCCCAGCUCGACACCGGGACUUCCCUAAGAAGUUUGGAGUUGUACGAGUCAAGGUUGUCAGCGGCGGCUUCGUCAUCUCCCCCAUCGCGCCCGCCCCCGGCACCUCCUCCCCGCGCUGCAUCGUGGAGCACGUCCUGGAGAUGAAGCCGCACGGUGUCUCCUGCUGCUGCGGCCAGGCGGGGCCCACCUACCGGGAACGCCUCCACUUCAUGAUGCUCAACCGAGUGGCCGGCAUCCGUGAGCUGUUCGCUAUCAAGCUGGCCAAGCCCCCUGCCCCCGUCUCUGCGUCUCGGACCCGCUCGAUCGAGCACACGCACACCAAGGACGACUCCCGAGAGCUCUUUGUGAAGAUGCCCUCCAACGCGUUCGAGUUUGGCGAGUCGGAAGAUUCAGAGACGGCAAGCCCGACGGGGCGCAGCUUCCCGUUUGCGGACCUGCUGGAGGACGACACCGAUGACGAGGACGACUUUUUCGACGCCACCAACGAGCUCACCGAGGCGCAGACCGCGCUCAAGCGGCAGCUCACGCAGCGGAGGUUAAGUGGAAAAGCUCUUUCCACGCCAGAAGACGCGACCGAGCUUCGGCGGAACGCCCCCUACAGCUUCGUCUCUGACCCUCGGCACGUCGUCCCCAUUCCGGUUGACUUUGGCUCCUUUGUCGGCACGCUGGGGCGGGGCCCUGAGGAGAACGGCAAAGACAGCUGGAGCGAGCCAGCUGGACAGCUGUUCAAAGUGCGAGGAGCGAACUACCUGAAGGACCGGCAAAAGGUGAUGGCGGGCGAGCCGAUCUGCCGGUUAGUGGCGACCGACUGGUACAAGUCGAACAAGAAGAUGGACGCCCUCGCCAGCCGACCGGGGAACAAAAUCAUGCAGGCGUUCCACGAAGCUAACAACGCGGACGGCACCAGUCGGGGGCUCUUUAUGUUCGUCAUCAACAUGCAGGUCCCCGGGCCGACCAACUACAGCAUGGUGUUUUACUUUUUGUGCGACAAGCCGAUCGAGGAGGGCUCGCUGCUGCACCGCUUCAUCCACGGGGACGACGCGUUUCGCAACCGGCGCUUCAAGCUCAUCCCCUCUAUCGUCAAGGGCUCCUGGGUGGUCAAGCAGUCGGUGGGUUCCACCGCCUGCCUUUUAGGGAACGCCCUCACCAUGACGUACGUCCGGGGGAAAGACAAUCUAGAGUUCGAAGUGAACAUCGGUUCGUCGAUGGUUGCCAACGGCAUCAUGGGGAUGGUCGUGGGCUACAUCACGCAUCUAGUUGUCGACAUGGCGUUCCUUGUACAGGGCGACACCCCGGAGGAGCUCCCCGAACAGCUCCUGGGGGCCGUGAGGAUAUCCCGGCUGCAACUGACGUCAGCCGUCGAUCCCCCACCGGUUGACGAAGCGUGACCCGAUCCCUCCUUGGGUGGUCACCGCAAGGCCUAUAAAGGACAGGGUUAACGUGGACGAAACGAGAGGUAUGCGCAUGCUUGAGCAUGUGAUGAUCUGCCCGCCCGCUCCUUUUUGGAGCUUAGUUUGAAUUGAGGAAUUGAGUUGACACGCGUCAAGCACCACUUAUACCGACCGGCCCUUUCCGAAGACUUGCACCAGCCAAUGCACUGUAAGACUGAGUUUGUACAGUACUGCUGUAAGACUGGGUAUAUACAGACACUAGUUGAAACCAUUACGCAGACAAUGUUUUGAACCAUUCCCUCACCCUCUUCCGAACCCCUUCGAACACAUAACAAGCCCGUUUAUAACCUUUAGACCGUCGUAAUGCACCGUGA